Molecule: messenger RNA, 3652 nt
Organism: Zootermopsis nevadensis
Lineage: Eukaryota; Metazoa; Arthropoda; Insecta; Blattodea; Termopsidae
Biological process (GO): positive regulation of microtubule polymerization; cytoplasmic microtubule organization; microtubule nucleation
Cellular component (GO): microtubule plus-end
Source: RefSeq, a predicted model, not a curated record
GGACUCUCGAUGGGAAAGUCGAAUUGUCACACUGUGUUCGUAAACACUCUUUGGUAUUUGAUACUGUCGAGUUAUCAAAAUGGUUGGGAAAUGCGAAAAAGAAGACGUGUGUGAAUGAUUGUGUAUGGGUUUUCAUAACAUUUUAUGUUUGCCAGUGUAUAAGCAGUGUACAGGCAUUCAUUAUAAUGGAAAAUAAGGCUGACAUCUUAGAUCCUCGCGAUGAAGUACGGAAACUACAGGAUAAAGUUAGGAAACUGGAAUUUCAGAAUGAACAGCUACGAUCACAGCAUACUAGGAAUGGAUUAUUGGGAAAUAAAGUAUUAUCAUGUGUUUCAAAUGAGAACUAUAUCGUGCAUACGGAUCUCCAGUAUCAAGCAGAGGAUGAACAUGAUAUCAUAAUCAUAAACAGUGAAGACUUCUUGGAUGAGGAAAGGUGGCUUUAUGUUUCAUCAAAUAGUUUAUCCAGCAAUGUUCCCAAUAAUUUACAAAAGUGGCUGCGACAUGAUGUAGAUAAUAACAACGACUAUGAGUUCCAGCUAAUGAGAAGGAAGCUUAUCCAAGAAUUAGAAGAAAUAGAACAAGGACUAAGACGACACAGCAUAGACACACGAACGUUUACAAGGUCAAAAAAGCGGAUGGGCCGUCCCAGUUUAGAAACAAUGGUGGAAUCGCCAAUGUAUGAAAAUAGGAGGAGAAUGUUGUCACCAUGGAGGACUCCACAGAUUCAAAAUAUAGAUGACAUCGAUGAUGUCAGUCUCACACUCAACAGUACAUUUGGAUCUUUGGCAUCUGAAUCGUUGCUUCGUAAUGUCAAUUUCCAUUCAAAUGAUGCACUGGAGUUCAACACGGUGUUCCAGAAAAUUUCAUCAGAACCUCAUUUGAAUUUAACACCUGAGCCGCAAAACAACGCAUCUCAAAAGACUGCAUCUGAUCCUGAUGAGAUGCAUACAACUUACCAAAAAUUAUCAGAGCCAGAUUUAAAUGCAACCUUCCUAAAAGUAUCAGAUCCGUGCCCGAUGAAUCGUCAAAAGUCUGCCGAUAUGAACACGACAUUUCAGUUGGCACCUAGAUCGAGAAGCAUAACGCCAUUGGGACUGAACUGCACGUUUUCGAUUCAAGAUGGCAGUAGCAGUAGCAGUAAUCGCAGUGGACGCGCAAUGUCUUGUGACAGUGGGGGUGAUGAUGAUCAGAUGAGCAGUGCUUCAGACAGCAGCUUUUCCUCCAGUAACCGGCUCAUGAAUGUCGGUGACGUCCAGAAUAUUGCGCGUCUCCAGGAAGAAAGUUUAAAGCAGGUGGUGUCAACGCCAAAACACAACCUCAAGAGAGAAGGUUUGGUUCCUGGCAUACAAGACGAUUUGCCAUCUCCGAUACCAAAGGACUAUAAUCACGGUUAUCAAUCAGACCAUUCUGACCAUUCGUCUUCAGCCGAUGGUCGCGCAAGAAGUUCUCGCAGUUCAUUGAAAUCCAGUCCUGGUAGCAGUCCAUUUGGAUCCACACAGAUACUGACAAAUGUUCCAGAAAGUGUUCCUUGUAAUGCAGUAGUUCGUUUGCCGAGGAGGGAAUUGAAAAUGUUCCCUGCGGAGAGACAGGAGAUACCUAAAUCACAGACUGUAGGGAAGCCUGCGGAAUCAGCUCGGGGAGGACACGGUCGAGGCAUGUCAGGACUGAGGCCGCCGGUCGUGAGGUCACGAGGCGGCAAUACAGGAGCGACCAGAGUAGUAUCGCAAGGAAGAGGCAGUAGCAUUCCACGGCCAGCAUCUAGAAUCCCUCCACCUAGAAUAAGGAUGGCAGCACCUGGCAAGAUGAACUGGAUGGAUGGCUGCUAUUGAAUUUGCUCCCAUUUUGACUCCUUACACCACAGUGCCUACCAACAUAUCUUCUCUGAAACUGCUAGCCAUAGUGCCAACUGAUUGCUAUUUACUGUAACAAUAAACUAAUUUUAAAUAUAAUUAAGGGACAAAUAAGGAUAUCGUCAUAGUAAAAGACAGUGAAAUGAACAUUUUAAGGGUAUUUUGAUAUGGGAAUAUGGCGGUGUUUAACGUUGAGCUUUAUUUAUAUAUAUAUCCAAAGCAGGAAAUCUCUGUAUUCUGGUUUUGGUAAAAAAAGGACUGUUUAAAAGAAUUUGUGUUUCAAAUCCACACACAUAAUCUUCUUUUAGCAUCAUUUCCUUUUUGUAUAGGUUGAUGGUUGUCUACAUACAGUAUUGAUCCAAAAAUUUAGGUGCAUUUCUUUUUGAGUAAUAACAAAAUAAACACUCGACAGUAGGCAUUAGUUUCCAUAUGUACUAAUAAAUUUGUUUCGUGUAUUUCUGAAAGUAUGGACAUACUGAGUUUUUAACUUUAGUGUCGUAAAAGCCAUACUGAUUUUUUUUCCCGUCUCAGAAACUGAUAUGUUAAUAUUAUUGACAUAAUUCUUUGACUGUUGUGUCCAAAGAUGGUACAAGCUGUUGGAAUGCCAGAAGUGUUAUAAGCCAAGAAAUAUGCGCCACUUGUUGGUGUCUGGCUGCACUGCAUGUAAAAGUUAUUGUUUAAUUUGUAUACCUUAAUUGUGUGUCUUAUUUAAAUUUUAAUUUUGUGACAUGAUUUGUGAUUUCAAAAUGGUAUAUUUUCACACUUUUUCUGCUUGUAAGUGUCAUAAAUGUGAGUCUCUUGAUGUAAGAUAUGUUAAAGAAUGGCUGUGAAAAUAUUGGAGAAGACCGUUUUCAAUUAAAUGCUGAUAUUAUGAUAAAUCAGAUCAGUGAUCUGGCUCGCUCUUCUUGCGUCUUAACGCAUUAUACAAAAGAUGAGUAAAUAUGAAUCUUUCAACAAGGACUCUACCUCUUGAAGAUACAGAAGAGGAGUGGUAACUACCACCGAGUAUAUCUUGUUUCUGCGCUACCCCCUACAGAGAGCCUUCGACAGAAAUUAACGUAACAAGGGAUUUGUACAUUAAUCCCAACCUGAUGCCAUGAGAAUUGAUUUUAGAUGCAUUUCUACUUCAUCUUUAUUUAUAACUUUAAUAGAUCAGUUAAUCCUUUACCUUUGUGAUAGAACCGUUACGUCACGGUGGUUCUGGUGCUUAGUUAUAUAAUAACAUAUUUUAGAUUGGUUAGUAACCCAAUUUUUUAUAUGUGUAUAUAAAUAUAAGUGAACAAGUUUGAGGAUAUAUAUGUAUGCUGUCUGCUAUGACGUACUGUCCAUUAAUAAAGAGAGGUUUCGUCCAAUUUCAUUGUAGUGAACUACAUGUAAAAUGCGGGAAAUAUUAGUGAUUUUAAUAAUUGUUAACUCAUAAAAAUUAUUUUGCCGAAGACAUCAUUUGAAAGGAAUUUGGAUUCAGUAUUGUGAUUAAUUUCAUUUAAAACUGGAUUAUACACUUUGCAAGGUGAAGCAAAAUUUUGUGAAAUGUGUUCUUGAAUUUCAUAUAUGUUCAUCUUUAACACUGAAAUCCUGGGUGCAGCAAAUUAUUAUUUCAACUGAUUAAAAAUGCUGUAUUGUAGGCACUGUUUAUUGUUAACAGCUUCCCCCCCUCCCCCCCCUUCCAUCAUCUUUGUACAUAUGUUAACCAUUUCUGUGACCCUUUUAUAUUACACAGUGUUGGGAAUUUGCCUGUAAAUACUGUGAAACACAAAGUUAAUGUAAAGUAAUUGAAUAAUUUAAAUACAUUUUUUAUUAAA